Molecule: messenger RNA, 910 nt
Organism: Salvelinus sp. IW2-2015
Lineage: Eukaryota; Metazoa; Chordata; Actinopteri; Salmoniformes; Salmonidae
Source: RefSeq, a predicted model, not a curated record
GUCUCAGUGUUACUUCUACACAGAGGGGAGAGAUCCUAAACCCUCACCCUGUACGAGGUCACUCAUGGGGACUGAGCUGCUCUCGUCGGCAGGUCAAAGUUCAUCUGCUGAGAUCAAACUGAGAUGUUUUUACACWGUAGAAACUYACUWUCCAUCGAUGCACAGUGGUUCUGUCUCUCUAUCUAUUCUUGAUCCAAAACCAGACAUUACAGUCAAUUUUGAUGGGUACUUCACCGUCAUCUGUUUGAUUCCUGGAUCCGUCAGUCCUGACACCACCUGUAACCUGUAUGUUGGAGAGGAGAGUCAGCCAUCUUUCACAGCAAAGAUCAAGAGGAGAAAAGCCACCUCAGCAUCCGGACMGCAGUUCUGUCAAUUCWYUCCAAACAAUAGUGAUCUGAUCAGUCGUCUUCAGUCAGUGAGGCGUAAGGAGGUGAGCUGUGACUACAGAGUGAGCUCAGGACCAAACUCUCUCUCUCCACGCAGUGAUGGGAAAAGCUUUGCACAUCUGGUGGGAGUUCACAUCAGCGAUCCAACAACUAUACAGACACCUUAUAUAGCAGUGGGUUUGACUCCAGGUCCUAGAUCUACUUUACCGCCCAGCACGACACUGAGUUCAACAGAAGUUUCGACUGUUACUUCUACUUUGACCCCAGACACCMCAGUGAGAUCAACUACCAGGUUGAUCUCUCCUUUGACCCCCAGCACGGCAGUGAAUCCUACAUCAGGAGGUCAAAGCUCCACAGAAAGCGUUCUGGGUAAGCAUCCAUCUCUAGCUGACUACCUGUCUUUUCUCCAGACACCACAAUUAGACAUUAACAGGAAGGAAGUGAAGUUUGACCUCUCCUUUGCCCCCAGCACAGCAGUGAAUCCUACAUCAGGUGUGUUGGUCAUCUUUAGUUCGUACAACUGA